Cynara cardunculus var. scolymus (artichoke) is the source of this 653-nucleotide messenger RNA. RefSeq names its product lamin-like protein. Gene Ontology annotation, molecular function: electron transfer activity. The record is from RefSeq and is a predicted model, not a curated record. Lineage: Eukaryota; Viridiplantae; Streptophyta; Magnoliopsida; Asterales; Asteraceae. Gene Ontology annotation, cellular component: plasma membrane. Bases 36 to 551 code for a protein of 171 amino acids. The transcript has 2 exons.
UGCUAUAUUAGCUGGCAGUGGCACCACACCACUGAAUGAUGUCCACCUCACGCCUCACUCAACUUAUCACUUCUCUCCUCCUAAUCGCCGCCGCUGCAACCACCGUCUCCGCCACCGAUCACAUCGUUGGCGCCAAUCGUGGAUGGAAUCCAGGCAUCAACUACACUCUCUGGUCCAACAAUCACACCUUCUACGUCGGAGACUUCAUCUCAUUUAGGUAUCUGAAGACGCAGUACAAUGUGUUUGAGGUGAACAAAACUGGCUACGAUAAUUGUACGCUCGACAGUGCCGUAGGGAACUGGAGCAGUGGAAAAGACUUCAUUCUUCUCAACAAAUCGCAGCGGUAUUACUUCAUUUGCGGCACCGGCGGUUGUUUUAACGGUAUGAAAGUUACGAUUCGUGUUCAUCCGCUUCCUUCUCCUCCUUCCUCCGCCGUCGCUGCUUCCGAGCACUCUACUUCCACCGCCGCCGGUAAAUCCAUCUUCAAUGUAGCGUUUGUGGUUCUGGCAUCACUUAUUUGGCUUGGAUCUGGCACGAUCUGUGAAUUCUAAAUGGUUAGAACUGAAAGAUGUGUGGAGAAGUCUGCCAUCACUCAUCAGGUGUGUUCUCUGUUCAAUCAUGAUUAGGCGUUUCAGUUUUGAAUUUGUGUUUGC